Aspergillus luchuensis is the source of this 1473-nucleotide messenger RNA. RefSeq lists its product as uncharacterized. The transcript has a single exon. The record is from RefSeq and is a predicted model, not a curated record. NCBI's taxonomy places the organism in Eukaryota, Fungi, Ascomycota, Eurotiomycetes, Eurotiales, Aspergillaceae. The coding region runs from base 1 to 1473 and encodes 490 amino acids.
AUGCCCGGGAAACUUGUUGAGCGCCGCAACCGUAUUAUCUAUCCGUUAUCAGUCACUCAGCUCGACCAGCGGGAUCUGACUUCGAUAGUUGAGAUCCUCCUCGUUGAUAGCGAAAAGGAUCGUGCGAAAAGCGCGUACCUGGGCCAGUAUCGAGGCUACAGAACGUCUAAGAACAUCAAAACUGGGAUUCAGACUCUUCGAUGGCAACUGCAAGCGAACGCUAUGUUCCGAUUACUCUUCGGCCCCUCCAAGAUCGUCCUCUGUGAGGUGCACAAGGGAUUUAAUCCCUGGAUUAUCCACAGCCUCUUUGAAUUACUGGUCAAAGAGGUCACAUCGUUCUUGGAUGAGCUGUACUGGUUCCUGGAAUAUCUCAAAGACGAUGUUAAGGAGAUGCUGCGCGCUCUUAAUUCGAUCGCCGGCAUGUGGUGGUGCCCUAAAAGCAGGCACGACCUUCCUCCUUUCCAUGCGAGGUAUUACCAAGAGAACCGUUGCGAGGCGUGUAUGCUUGCGCGUGUUGUUGCUAAGGCUCCCGAUCUGCAGAAUCUUCACGCCACACUUCUGAGUCGCACAAGAGAAGAUAGGUCUGAAAAACACCCUGAGCUUCAAAAGUUCGUUGAAGUGGCCAUCAGUAUAACCGGAGUUACCCCUGAUAUGCUUCGAGAUGGUAUGGGAUUGGCAGCCAGAGCCAGAGCAGCCCGAAAGGCAGCACGCAAAUUCGCGAGAAAACAAAUGAAGGGGCCAAGACCAAUGCGCUAUAAAGGGAAAAAGAAGAGAUCCCAUUGUAUAACCAUCCGGUUGAAGGCAGAAACGCCCGAGGAAGCGGAAAAAGAGCGAAAAGAAAUUUUGGAGAUGUUGGCACGUCUCAAAGGCGAGCCCUCCGAAAAACUGGACGAUCUUGCUAAUGACAUGGUCAGAGAAUUCAAGUGCGACGUGGAACGCACAAUCAAUGCUAAACAUGAAAAGCUCCCAGACUAUGCGGAAAACGAGCAUGUGUCAAUACCUGCACCUAGCCAUCAUCGUGUUAGUCUUGUGAGUGAAGCGGAAGUCAGUGAUUGUCUAUCGGAGGACCCGAGCAUCAACGGCGAAGAAACGGACAUGACGCCUGCACCCAGCUACCAUUCUAACCUAAACGGUGUUGGGUCACAAGAGCCUCCGGUUGUAGGUGCCAACAGCUUGAAUAGCACGACUUAUUGUCCGCCCACAGUUGCGACUGGAUCAUCCAAUACAGACCAAGCGACUGGUAUUCGGUCGCGCCUCGGUGACGAUGAACCCAUACUUUCUAUUAAUGAGGAGGCUCGCAGAAGUAGCGACAGAUUUCCGGUGGAGGGUAAGAGCAAUGGAUCGGCACUCCCUCCACUCAUGCCUGAUACGCCAGGCAAGAAAUCGGUGAAGUUUGCAGCGCCCAGACAUGUUGCACCUGUGCAUGGGAGCCGCCUGCCCCAGAAUUUCUUGAGGUUCAGAACGUCGUCAUGA